This is a messenger RNA of Botrytis fragariae, 855 nucleotides long. Its product is annotated as putative cupin 2 conserved barrel domain protein. The coding region runs from base 1 to 516 and encodes 171 amino acids. Lineage: Eukaryota; Fungi; Ascomycota; Leotiomycetes; Helotiales; Sclerotiniaceae. The transcript is spliced from 4 exons. The record is from RefSeq and is a predicted model, not a curated record.
AUGAGUCCUCCAGCACCAAUUACCCCUCAACCAAAUGUUCCAGUUCACUAUGUCAAAGCAGAGACAGGAGAGGUUAUCACACUGGGAAAUGUCAAAUUGAGAAUUUUGGAGGAUGGAAGUAGGACUGAUAACCGAAUUUCAACCGUUGAGGGCACUCUUCCUGCGGGUUUAAAGGGACCUCCAGCGCACUGGCACGAGAUGCAUGAUGAAUGCUUUUUGGUAACGCAAGGUGUAAUAACCUUCCAAGUUCCCGCCAAUCCCUCAACCGGCGAAUCCGAGAAGAGGAUCGAUGCAGGAGUAGGUGAUUAUGUGGUUGUACCUACUAAAGCUCCUCAUACAUUUAGCAAUGAGACGGACGAGGAAGCGAAAUUUGUUAAUACUUUUACUCCGGCAUUUUACAUCCAUUACUUCAAACUCCUCGCUAAGAUGAUAGAAGAUGGAAAGGAAUUGACGCCAGAGAUUAAUAUGGCAGCCAUGGCUUAUUAUGCUACGAUUCCCGUGCCAAGAAGGAACUGAGAUGAUGUUUUGGAGUAUUUGUUUUGAAGGUUCAGAUUCUUGGGAUCGCGAUCUUUUGAUUUUGAAGUAGCGGUUGUUUGGUAACCUUGAACAUUUUUUCAGAAGAAUUUACGGGAUUAUCCAUGAUCGCCGUUACCGGAAAAUUGUGAAUCGAAGAGAUUUUCUUCUCAUAUACAUCCUGCUUUCGUAUGUGUCGGACUAUUUUAAAACAUAUGUAGCGGCGGUGUUGGAAUUUAAUAACUUGAAAUUUCUCACCAGCAAAUCAUAUUAGUCUCAUUUAUCUCAUCUAAAUUAGGUCAAAGGCUCAAUGUAUGGUCAAGAUGAGUUUACUCCAAAUUU